Messenger RNA from Magallana angulata, 3292 nucleotides. RefSeq lists its product as uncharacterized. Gene Ontology annotation, molecular function: ubiquitin-protein transferase activity; zinc ion binding; protein binding. Gene Ontology annotation, biological process: positive regulation of DNA-templated transcription. Bases 68 to 1798 code for a protein of 576 amino acids. The transcript is spliced from 2 exons. Lineage: Eukaryota; Metazoa; Mollusca; Bivalvia; Ostreida; Ostreidae. Gene Ontology annotation, cellular component: chromatin; nucleoplasm. The record is from RefSeq and is a predicted model, not a curated record.
AUAACACAUUCACAUUGGACGGGGCGUGUAGUUUCGCCGAUUGAGCCAGAGCGAAUCAUUUUAUAACAUGGCGUUAUCCAAACCAUUAGUUCCAGACAGUAUCGAAGAGAUACCAGUCAUAGCGCAGCACUAUUUGGAGUGUGGCAAUGCAGACUGUGAAAGGAAUGCCCAAUUUUACUGCAAUCCUUGUCACCAACCAAUGUGUGAACAAUGCAGGGACGAACAUCAGAAGAAUAAGAAAACCAAGAACCAUGAAGUGGUUCUUUACCGACAACGAAAACGACAACUUCCUGAAGGGAAAUGCAGUGAUCACCCAAAUAAAGAUGUAGACGUUCUGUGCGAGGAUUGUCAAGUUCCACUGUGUUCCAAAUGCGCAUUAAAAGACCAUAGGAAACAUUCAUUGAUUGAUUUAGAGAAUUUUUAUUCAGAGAGAUCUAUUCUCUGCAAUGAUGAGAUCUAUAAAAUUAAUCAGUAUUUUCUCCCAACUUCUCAAGAUAUGCAAAGAGAUGUAUUGAAAAAUAUCAAAAGUAUAAAAGCAACAAUGGAUAAAAUACGAAAAUCCAUUAAGGCUGAAGCGGAAACUUUCAAAAGUCUGGUGGACACAGUGAUGUCUGAAAAUAUAGAACAAGCCAACAGAAUGGAAGAAUUACUAAUGGAAGAGCUUCAGAGACAAGACAACACAUACAAAGAUUACAUCUCCUAUCUUGAGGACCGUGACAAAGAGUUCUAUGGCUUCCUGGCCUUUCCUAAACUUCAUAACAAUCCAAUCAUUUUCUCGCCUCAUGACAAUUUAAAAGUACGACCCAUUCCAGAGAUCACGAAGCCAGUCUCUCCAGUAUUUACUGCUGGUCAAUACAGCAAAGAUGAUGUUGCCAAACUACUGGGAAGAGCAAUUGUUCCUGAUGCCAAACCAGAGAAUAGAAAAAUAAAACUCAUUAAGACUGACUCUACAGAGUUGAAACCAACAGAGAAAAUGAAGAAACAAGAAAGAGAGAAACAUGACGCGAAACAAACACUGUCUCUGUCUUCCUUUGUCACCAAGGUCAGGGAGUACACAGUAUCAGUUGUUGGUGGUGUACGCCAUAUAUCAGUAGGUAAAUCAGGCAGACUCUGGGUUAUUGAUGAUAGAGGUAAACUAGUCCAAACAAAUUUACAUGGACUUCACCAACAGAAGAUACUUGCCAGUUGUGUAUGCUCCCACACAGUCACACAAGACGGGGAUCUGAUAUAUACAGACGAAGACAACAAAGCAAUCAAUAGGAUAACUAAGGAUAAUACAAUCACUGAAUUCAUUAAAACAGGAAAAUGGACACCAACCAGCAUACAUUCCUCCCACAUUAACGGGGACAUACUGGUCUGGAUGAGCCAUGUUAAAGAGACUAAAAUCACCAGGUACAACAAGACAGGGAAAGAAAUACAGAACAUACAAAGAAAAGGGUUUAUUGAUCUAUACAAUAUCGCAGAAAACAUAAACGGUGAUAUCUGUAUAUUAGACUGGAUGGAAGGAGCUGUAGUGGUGUUGAAUAAAUCAGGACAACAAAGAUUUUCCUACACAAAGCGGAAAUCAAUAUUUAGUCCACAUGCUAUUUGCACUGAUAUCCGUGGCCAUAUCCUUGUAUGUGAUCGUCACAAUAAGACGGUUAUUGUUCUGAGUCAGGAUGGCCAGUUCUUGUGUCAACUACUCACUAAACAACAUGGGAUAGAAUAUGCUUCUAGUUUGUUUGUGGACGAUGAUAACAAUCUUCAUGUUGGACAAUCUAACACUAACAAAGUGAAAGUGUACAAGUAUCUACAGUGACCAUUCUUUCUUUCAUCGGAAAAGUGCAUACUCCUAACUUCAUUGAAAUAAAACUAAGAUGUGAAAUUGAAUCACGCAUGUACAUAUUUUUUUCAAUUUCAGGAUUAAUAUCAAAUUGACUUAGACACACGUAAAACCUAGUACGUGGAUAAAUGUGUGCUUGUAUUUUUAGUAGAAGUUAAUUUUUUUGCCUUCACCAAGCAACCAACGUUUUAAUAAGGGUAUGAAAACACAUCGCUGCUUUUCGAGUUUCUGGACAUCCUCAGAACUUGCAUGACAACAAACACCACACCUGGAUCAUGUCCGGCAUGUUCUCUCAGGAACAACUGGACUAUGUUCAAGAUCGCACCUACUACCCUUGCUGCUAGGUUAGACAUGUAUGUUCUAUUGAACGCACUGUAUGAACUAAUUGCUAAUUACGAAUGCUAAGCUAACAACUCAUUCAAGAUCAUAGCGGCUACGGAAGACUAUAUUUAGGUAUAUCUACUACGAUCUUGACAAACGCAACCUUGUACUCGUGCGGCUACCCGUUCGGGGUUUUUCGUGCGUUGAUUACUUGGCAAUCACGCUUAAAUGUGCUAAAAUUGUGGCGCUCUCAUCUUCGAAAAACUUACAAAAUGGCAACCAAUGACAGAUUCGUUCAAAAAGGUCGUAGUCGUAAGGCAAUUAUCAUAGAGUCGAUGAAUCUUUGAUAAUCUUGAUUUCAAAACUCUUUGAAUGAAACUUCACAUUUUCAUUCCUUACUAGGAUUUGUAAUCUAAACUAAAUAUUAAUAUGUUUUACAUCACAUGCACUGUAAAUAAAACUUGUAAUCUUAAACUGACAUAUUGUUUACCCAAGUCAUUAUUACUUAUUGUCUUACAGGUAUAUAAGCCGUUUAUAAUGGCAUUUUUUUAGCGUUAAAAACCAGACCCAAAUUAUGUCGGUAUGAGCUGAUUUUAUUUGGCAACAGUUCUGGCCAGAAACAAGCCAGUUAAAAAAAUUACAUUCUUUUUCUCAAAUGUACAAAAUAGCCGCACACCCCCUUAAACAUGAAGUUUCUAACACGUGUCCACCGCUCAAAGUGGUCUUCAAAAUAGAUUCUUAUUUUAAAACGUUCUCUUUCAAACUGUUUCUUUUUUCUUUUCUCUCCGUUAUUCCAAUGCCAAUGGACCAACCACGUUUUCGCGUCGACAUCUUGUGUACGUUCUAAAAUUAGCUUGUCACAUCACGUGCUUAUGAAUAUGUCAAAUUUGGGCGUUGACUGACCGACCCGGUCAGUAAAUAAAUUAAUUAGAUUUGAUAUUUUAUACAGGUAGAUAUGUUUGAUUUAAACUGAAAAUUUUGCAGAAAGUUUAUAUCUUUUGUAUGUAAAUGGAAAAAUGCAACAAUUUCUUUCUUUUAAAAUUUUCAUAUAUAUUUCAAAACUAUGAUGUGAUUUUAAAACUAUAAUGUAUUUUGGAUUUCCAGAAUUCACCUCAGCGAUCUAAAAUUUAAAAAGUGCCUUAAUACCAU